AUGGGUCUAAGCAACACUAUUCCCUCACUUUUGCUCUCUAUUUGGUUGUUUGGAGUUUUGGGUAAUGCUCAUCUUACCGCUGAAUUUUACUCCAAGACUUGCCCUAAUGCCACAGUCAUCGCUCGGGGUCUAAUCACGCGAGCUAGCCGUAGCGACGUCAGACUCACUGCUAAAGUCAUGCGUCUUCACUUUCACGACUGCUUCGUGAACGGGUGUGAUGGAUCGGUACUAUUGGAUGCUGCUCCUGCGGAUGGAGUUGAAGGUGAAAAGGAGGCUUUCCAAAACUUUAAUUCUCUUGAUGGAUUCAAAGUGAUCGAUGAUAUCAAAACCGCACUCGAGAAAGUUUGCCCUGGUGUUGUCUCUUGUGCCGAUAUCCUUGCUAUCGCAGCUGAAGUCUCUGUCUCACUGGCGGGAGGGCCGUCAUGGGACGUAUUGUUAGGAAGAAGAGAUGGUCGGACGGCGAGCCGCUCGGAUGCGGAGGCUGCACUUCCACUAGGACCUGACUCUCUCGAAAUUCUUACUUCUAAAUUCUCCGUUCAUAAUCUUGACACUACCGAUCUCGUCGCUUUAUCUGGUGCUCAUACGUUCGGGAGGGUUCAGUGUGGAGUGAUAACCAAUCGUCUACACAAUUUUAGUGGCAACAACGGACAGUCUGAUCCGAGCAUUGAACCGAAGUUCUUGCAAACAUUGCGACGAAAAUGCCCGCAAGGAAUUCAAACCGGGAGGGUCAAUCUUGAUCCUAAGAGCCCGGACUCCUUUGAUAACGACUAUUACAAGAACCUUCAAAACCACCGCGGAGUCAUUGACUCAGAUCAAAUCUUGUACUCUUCGACAGGAGCGCCUACUGUGUCUUUGGUGAACCGUUAUGCAAAGAGCCAACGUAACUUCUUUAGAGCUUUUGCGAGAUCGAUGAUCAAGAUGGGAAAUGUAAGGGUUCUCACAGGAAGUGAUGGUGAGAUUCGUAGAGACUGUAGACGGGUCAAUUAA
Molecule: messenger RNA, 987 nt
Organism: Microthlaspi erraticum
Lineage: Eukaryota; Viridiplantae; Streptophyta; Magnoliopsida; Brassicales; Brassicaceae
Source: the annotation of a GenBank genome assembly